This is a messenger RNA of Tetranychus urticae (two-spotted spider mite), 4566 nucleotides long. Lineage: Eukaryota; Metazoa; Arthropoda; Arachnida; Trombidiformes; Tetranychidae. The record is from RefSeq and is a predicted model, not a curated record.
AAAGACAAAAAGAUGGCCACAUUGAUAAUCAGAUAAGAAGAAAACUGAGACUGACAGUUAUUCAAGCUUGAUGAUAAAAAUGUGAAAAAUAGCCGUUGAUAUAAAAUUGAUCGUUGUUCCAUUCAUUUAACACUAUUAGUAACGUUUUAACCAAACAACUAAUUACCUUAUCCUUAAACCCUUUUAGGUUAUACUUUUAACAGACUAUCAAAGAUAUCAAAUAUUUUGUCUCAAAAACUUUCUCACGCAUUUUUAUCAAUUAUUUAAGUAUUUCUUUCAACUCAUUUCUGCUGUUUUGUUAUCCAACUUUUUUGUCUCUACUUUUUGUCUCAACAAAAAUCACUAUUUCAGUAAGCACUAGAAAAGUCUUAUUUUUACUGUCUUCUUUUUUUCCUCUGUCUGUUGUAAGCGCCAAAAAACGACUUCGAUCUUUCUUUACUCUCUCCUACUCUCUCUAUAUCUCUCUCCCUCCAUUCUCUCUUCUGACAUGCUUCAAAUUUUCUCUGUCUUUCCAUGCUGAAUCUUGUUUUUCAUUAGAGAAACUUAACUUGCUUUGUUGAUCAUAGAUGAACAGUAAACACUUUUUUUUGUUAAUUUAAUCUAACUUACAAUCCUGUCUUUUCAUUGAUAUAUUUAUAUCAUCUUGUGUAUUUUUCGUAAUCGUAAUAAUCAAUGAACUUCAUAGACUGGGUACGUCAUAUUUUCCUAUUAUCAUUUGUACUCUCAAAUAUUUUGGGUCAAAUUGAGUCUUCAAAUUAUGAUAACCUAAGACAAUUGAGUGUUAAAAAAUCAUCUUUACCGACAUCAUCAUCUCUUAGAUCAAAUUCACCAUCAAAUGUCUCUUCAACCCUAUUGAGGCUUAAAACAUCAUCAUUUCCAUUAUUUUUAUCACCAUCAUCUAAACCAUCUGCAACUAAUCACUGUCAAUUUGGAGGCAAAACAUAUGAACCAGAUGAUAAAUGGAAACCCAAUUUAGGAUCACCUUUUGGACUUUUACCUUGUGUCUUGUGUCAAUGUGUUACCUUGCAGAAAAAGAGUCGAACUGUAUCCAGAGUUCGCUGUCGGAAUAUUGUUUCACAUUGUCCUAAACCCAAUUGUUCUGAGCCCGUUUUAUUACCUGGUAGAUGUUGUAAAAUUUGUCCAGACACCGAAUCAGACGAGUUUGAAGAUGAUCUCGCGCCACUUAUGAACAUAGACGUUGAGUCCUUGUGCGAAUCAUGGCGGACUGUCCCAAAAAUCUACAGAAAAUUUAUGAAGAAAAAUCGAAUUUGUGCAAACGGAACAUCAGCUGCAGCCCCGGUAUCACCAACAUCUACACCCAUGCAAACUCCAUCAUCUACUGAAUCAACACCUACUACAGUCAGGAUAACUCCAAGUACCAUCUCUUUGCCCCCAACACUUAAAACCGAUCAAUUUGUAGCCGAUGAGCAAACUAACAGUCUCCAAUCCAAUCAAGAAUCGGGUAUAUUCGUUAGUGAAAAUUUUUAUGGAGCGGCUUAUCCAAGUUCAAAACAUCGUAAAUGUUUGUAUAACAAUAAAAUGUUUGAUGAUGGAUCAGUAUGGAAAUCAUCCAAAGAUACAUGUAAAAUGUGCUCAUGUCAGAAAGGUCAGAUAAAAUGUGACACAAUUGUUUGCCCAGUUCCAAACUGUCUCAAUCCAAUAACAACAAGUGGAGAUUGCUGUCCUUCGUGUUUAGGUCAACCCAUUGGUGUAGAUAUAUUUCAAUCUUCAUCUUCAUCAGAAUAUCGUUAUUCAAACCUCAAAUGGGGACGCUCAAAAAGAUCCUAUUCUCAUGAGAGGUAUCUUGAAGUUAUGGUGGCUGCUGAUCAUUCAAUGCAAGAAUAUCAUGGAGAAAAUCUUCAUCAUUACAUACUCACACUUAUGGCUACCGUUUCCAAGGUUUACAGUGAUGAUAGUAUUGGCAAUCAUUUGCGUAUCUCAGUUGUUGAUGUUAAAAUGAUCCACCGAAGAGAGUUCACAUUAACGGAUCAUUCGCUUACAUCAACUUUACAACAGUUUUGCCGAUGGCAAAGACUUCGAAACACUGGUCCAACCUAUGAUUGCUCUAUUCUCUUAACUCGUCAUAACCUUUGUCAGGGUCACAAUAGUUGUGAUGCCUUGGGUCUAGCUAGGUCAAGUACUGUAUGUAAUACAAAUCUUAGCUGUGCCAUCAUUGAAGAUAAUGGAAUGUCAGCUGCCUUUACCAUCGCUCAUGAAAUUGGUCAUAUUCUUGGAUUACCUCACGAUGAUGACAGCAAAUGUUUAGAAUUUUCCAGGAACCGACAACCCGAGCGGAAAGUUAUGGCUCGUUUACUCGACAAUCGUAGUCAUCCCUGGAGCUGGUCAAACUGUUCCCGACAUUUUCUUACUGAAUUUUUUGAUGCAGGUUAUGGCUCGUGUUUACUUAACAAACCUCCAGUUAACCUGUUAGAUCGCCAUUUCGUACACUCUGUGAAUGGAAUAUCUGAUGAACGAAUCUCAAUAGUUUCUCCUUCCAAUGCAUCUAUUACAUCAUCAUAUUUAUCAUCUUCGUCAUCGUCACCGUCCUUGUCUUCGUCCUCGUUGUCGCUAUCUUCAACAUCACCAUCAUCGUCAUCUUCAAAAUCAUCCUUGUCCUCGUCUGCAUUAUCUUCAUCUUCAUUAUUUUCAGCACGACCAUCUUCCUCAUUACCAUUCUUAUCAUCAUCACAAUCUUGGUCACGUACACAGAUGCCUACCAUUUACGGUCGUCAUGCACAAUGUGAACUGGUUUUUGGUCCAGACGCUUCUGCUUGUCCUUAUGAAGAAUCUUGUCGCGUUUUAUGGUGUGACAUACCUGGUCACGGGUGCCGUACUCAACACAUGCCAUGGGCUGAUUUUACACCUUGUGGUAGACAUGUUUUACAACAGUGUUAUCAAGGAUCAUGUGUCUGGAUUAAUGCAACAGAAAGAACUCCUAAGGAUGGUGGUUGGGGACCAUGGAGUAGCUUUUCAGAAUGCUCAAGAUCUUGUGGAGGAGGAGUACAACGAGCAACACGAGAAUGUGACAAUCCAAGACCUAGUUAUGGAGGUAAAUAUUGUAUCGGUGAGAGAAUAACAUACCGUUCGUGCAAUAAUCACCUUUGCCCAGAAGGUAGUGGAGAUUUUCGAGCUAGUCAAUGUGCUGAAUUCAAUAAUCUUACUCUUGGAAUCAAAGAACUUGGCAGGGACGUUGAAUGGGUUCCUAAAUAUAAUGUUGCUGAAAAAGAUCGUUGUAAAUUAUUCUGUACAGCCAAACAAACGGGAAUCUUUUCUAUGUUAAAACGAAAGGUAAUCGACGGAACACCUUGCAGUCUUGAAACGAAUGAUAUUUGUGUUAACGGAAAAUGUAUGCCUGCAGGCUGUGACCAUAUUCUUAAAAGUGACAAAAAACUUGACUUUUGCGGUGUCUGUGGUGGAGAUAACUCGACAUGUCAAGAAGUUGUCGGUUCGCUUAACCAUGUCCAAGUUCAUCAUGGCUAUAAUUCUCUAGUGAUUAUACCAAAAGGUGCUGCCAAUAUUGAGGUUGUUCAACACAAUUCAUCAUUGAGGGAUCAUCAUUAUUUAGCACUUAAAGCCGCUGAUGGAAGCUACCUAAUCAAUGGAGGUAAGGUUGUCUCACUUGAAAGGAGGGUGAUUCCUUACGCGGGAACUGUUAUCGAAUAUUCAGGAUCAAACCAAACAAUGGAACGAAUUAAUGCUUCCAAGCCAAUCAAUGAACCAUUAUUUAUUGAAGUAUUAUCUGGAGGUGAUUAUUCACUUCCCGAGAUAAGAUAUCGAUACUCUUCAGCUAAACCAAAUGUUACACGAUUGUCAAAUAUGGUUAAACCUUGUACGAAUUGCACAAAAUAUGCUUGGCGUACUUCUGAUUGGGGAUUGUGUUCCCGACCUUGUGGCUUUGGUAUUCAAAAGCGUUCAGUCAUUUGUUUAAAGAAAAACAAAGAUGCAAAUCAUUUUUUGUAUGAUAAAAAGCAUCGACGUAACUUAGGUAAAAAGUAUCAAUCACUUAAAAACAAAUGUGACCCGAAAAAAAGGCCUCACCAUUGGCAAAGAUGUUUUCUUGGCGAUUGUAACGGAGGUCCAAGAUGGAGAACAGAACCAUGGGGACAAUGUUCAGCAGAUUGUGGACUUGGUAAACAACGACGAUCAGUACCUUGUACUGACGGUAAAAGUGGAAAACGGAUCAACAGACGAUUUUGUGAUGCCAAUUAUCGACCUCAACGCAGGAGAAAAUGUUUCCUCAGAUCAUGUCAACCAAUGUAUGGUACAUUAUGAUUAAAGAAACAAUUGUUGAUGAACACUUGAGUGUCUCUGAGACUGACAAAUGCACUUUUUUUAUCUCCAAAUUUGUCAAAUUGACAUUCUUUUAAUUUCAAAACAAAUUAGAUUCAUGCAAUUAUUAACCAUCGAUCUCAAGUUUAAAUUGUUUGCCAACAUUUAGUUGUAAAAAGCUUUUCAUCUACAAGCAUUUAUUAAUAUAUUUCUCAAAACCAGAAAAUGUCAUUUAUUUAUAUUCAAUUGAUAUUCACAAUCUGAGAUGUCAAUAAAUAAUAGAAAUAACUUUUACAA